Molecule: messenger RNA, 3543 nt
Organism: Lindgomyces ingoldianus
Lineage: Eukaryota; Fungi; Ascomycota; Dothideomycetes; Pleosporales; Lindgomycetaceae
Product: WD40 repeat-like protein
Exons: 4
Coding region: 1-3543 (1180 amino acids)
Biological process (GO): tRNA methylation
Cellular component (GO): cytoplasm
Molecular function (GO): protein binding
Source: RefSeq, a predicted model, not a curated record
AUGCCACCCACCCUGACUCAUGAAUGCACUCGGGUCCCGGUAACAGCUCUAGCCACUCAUGGCCCAUUGCUUUUCGCCGCAGAGGGGCCAUACUUGCGCUUGUAUACUGGACAAAACCCCAGGCACAUCUCCACGGAGCAGAUAUUCAAAAAUCAAACUAUCCAUGGAAUUUCUGUCUUCCCAAAAACACAGCAUCAUGUGAUUCUUAUCUUCUGGGGGGGAUUCGUGGUUCGAGCCCUGGAGAUCGAGUUUUCCAUCAAUGACUCCGAUAUUGGCGUUGCUGUUGAGAGGCAACAGCUGUCGUUUCUCGCGCGAGCAGCAGACUGGAUCCUUGAUAUAGCCAUUGGGUCAUUUAAGCUUCCAGAUUCUUCAGAACCUGUUGAGGCGGUCUGUGCAGCUAUAACCGCUCACAAUACACUCCUUGAGCUCAUCGUGAAGCGCAUCGACGAUACACAAGAUGAAAAUGAGCCCACAAAGAGAACACCCCUAAGCCUACAUAUCUCAGACCUUCGGUCAAGUUCUCGCUCCAUUCUGUAUUCUGCACAUCUGCUCUGGGAGUCUUACGAGCAUAUCCUAGCUGCUGCUGGGACCGCCUUUGGAGAAAUAAUCGUAUGGUCGUGGACACGGGAAGUGAAUAACGAAUCGUACUCGUGCAUACACCGAAUCUUUCUCGGACAUGAAGGCUCAAUAUUUGGAGUACACAUAUCGCAUGACCUACAUCUACCAGGUGAAAAGGAACCCCAGAGACUACUAGCAAGCUGCAGUGAUGACCGUACUAUCCGAGUCUGGGAUAUAUCAGACAUUUCAAGGUCCGUACUUGGCUCUAACGAUGGCAUAGAGGUUCAGAGAACACGGCAUACUGGAUUUAGCAAUACCGCUUUCGACUCGGACACCUCUGGUCCAACAUGUCUAGCAACUGGCUGGGGUCACCUCUCCCGUGUCUGGACGAUCCGCUUCCUUGAUCUACCAGAGCUUGACGGUACCUACAUGAUUUCCGCUGGGGAAGAUGCAACAGUCCGCUUAUGGAAACUCGUUCAAAAAAGAGCGGGCAGUCCCUCAGAGGCUAAUGUUUCACAAUUUGGCCUCAGGCAGUUCAGCACCUUUGCAUUCCAUAAUGGCAAAAACAUUUGGGCUACGACCAUUUUUCGCCAUUCCUCUGGCUUGCUAAACUUGAUUUCUGGUGCUGCAGACAGCCACAUGGCUGCUUGCUUGUUAUUACCCCUAUCCCGAGGACCGUUUUCCAGUCUUGGGCCCCGUCUUUCUGAAUGCAGCGUCCAAGAUAUAGUAUCGUUAGGCCAACCAUCCACAGAUGAUGUUAUGCCUCUACAAAAACUCCCCACGCAUAAAUCAUCGAAAGUGGCAGAUUUCAUUCGAAGCUACGCCUUCAUUGAUCGCUCGUCAUUCAUCCUGACCACAAAUUCCGGGAAGGUCUACCUUGAAACUCUUGCAUCGGCGCUCGACUCCUCCAGAAACGAAGUUGUUGUGGGCUCGAAGCUCAUCGACUAUAGAGAGGACAUGCUCGGGUACUCGAUUUGCACUGCUGAGCCGUCACGCCCGGUAGGCUUCAAGGUUGACAAAACUUCACCCGGGCUAGCAUUUGUAGCUGGCUCACGCGGAACUAUUUAUGCCUACCAGCAGGAUUCAUUCAAGCUGACAAAAAUUUGCACAGUCCAAGGGAAAGUUGGGUCUAUGUUUACGAAAAGAAUCAAUGGUGAUCUUGGUUCUAUUCAUUUAGUGCUUUUGGUCACGUUGGUUGGACAGAAAGUUGCCCGGCUGUUCUUUGUAGAUUACCGGGAAAAGAAAAAACCUACUGUAUCGAGGACAAUGAAUGUACCCUUAUCGGAAUUGCUGACAGGCUUUGUCAUUACAAGCAUGGCGUACGUGGACACUCUCCGGAAAACUAGCUACCUUCUCCUUGGAUUUCGCCGCGGUUCGGUGGCGGCAUAUUCAGUCCCGAUUGCGAACUGCGAAGAACGCCAGGCCUCUAUGAUUCGAAUAAUCGACAAGGCUCACGGUAAAGAAACCGUUACAGCAAUGAUGUUCAUGGCGUCACAGCCUGAGUUUCUCAUAACGGUCCCAUCACAUGGACAUUUGUACUCUGUUGGGAGAGACGGAUGCCUUGCAAUCCACUAUGUUGACUUUAACACAAAUUCUGUAACACUGGUGCAUAACCUUGCAGUCCCAGUUGGACCGAAUCUCGAGGGAAUAUACUACGACAUGGGCUCUCUGAUGGUGUACGGUUUCUCGAGCACCAAGUUCGUUCUCUACAACACAACCGACGAGGAAGAGCGCAUGAGUGUCGAGACUGGUGGCGCACACCGAAGCUGGUCAUAUCAACAUCAAGUCCUCGCUGGCACAUCUACGCUUGUAUGGACUAGGGCGUCGAAUAUGCAUGUGUGUAUUCAGAACAGGCCGAUUCAUCAGACUAUCCGGUCAGGCGGACACGGAAGAGAAAUCAAGACCGUAGCAAUCUCGAAGGCAGAUGUUGAUGGAACAUCGAGGCAGGUCAUUGCUACUGGUGCCGAGGACACUGAUAUCAAGAUCUUUGAUUAUGUGGACGGUGAUAUUAAUUACCUGCGAACGCUGCGAAAGCACACUACUGGCAUUCAACAUUUGCAGUGGUCUGGAGACGGCAAAUACCUUUUCAGCAGCGGCGGGUGCGAGGAGUUUUACGUUUGGAGAGUCCGCAUUCUACCACGUGCUAUGACUGUGGAUCUUCUCGCUGUGUGCGAGUCCAUUUGCGAACCGGAAAGCGAGCAUUCGGAUCUGAGAAUUAUGUCGUUUGACGUACGUCGAGAGUCCAAAAAGGGGGGUAAUGAAGAGACUGUAUUUGUCAUUGCGAUGGUAUUCUCAGACUCAACGAUUAAAGUCUACAGCCACUCCCCUACCGCAGCUGUGAAAUGGCACCUACUCGCCAAAGGCGUCUACUUCACAUCCUGCCUCACCCAAUGCAUCUUUCUCUCCUCCACUUCCAUCAUGACAGCUGGCACAGACGGCCACGCUGUUCUCUGGCCCCUACCGUCUUCCAUCCUCCGCCCACAUACCAGCGAUCCUCAACCACCUCAACCUCUAGCCUGGAAAGAUCCUGCAAAAAUCCAUCAGAAUACUUCAAAAGCCUUGGCUUCCGCUUCUCUUGGCCAAAACACAACGCUCGUAGUCUCAGGCGGUGACGACUGUAGCUUAUCAUUCCUCCUCACAUCUCCCUCAUCCACAGAUCUAGAUUACACAUACAACCACCCUCCGAUCAUCGUACUACGCGCCCACGCAUCCGCCGUAACUGCUUGCGCCAUCCUUCAACAUCAUAAGCAGUUCUUCGUAGUAACAUGCGGAAACGAUCAAUGUGUUCGAUUAUGGGAAGUCGUCCCCAAUCCACCACAAGCAGGGGACGCCUUGGAAAUCAAACGAAUCCAAAAGAUUACGACGAGUGUAGCAGAUGUGUCCAGCAUGGAUGUUCUAUGGCAAGAGGGCGGGGAAGCACGAGUCUUGAUAUGUGGCGUUGGGGUGGAAAUUAUUCGGAUAGACUGGGAUGUAAGCCUGACGUAG